GUUAUAGCCAUUAAUGUUCAGUAAGUAUAGGGGGGUGCCUGGCCAGUCUGAAAAGGAAAGGCUACCAGUGCAAUCAGCAAAUCCCUCCCGCGUAACGCAAGCAGCUCAGAAGAGUAUAAAUGUCCUCAGCUGGUGGAGCGUAAGCAGUCCAGUUUGCAUUGUGCGGUAGCUGUGCGGUGUUUUAAACAUGAGCUCCUCCAUCAUCUUCAUUCUUUUGGGUCUGGCUGCACACAUCUGUGCACUUCCAGUUCAGAAUUCUCUUGCGUUAAAUGAAGAAACCAAGAGGGUUAAAAGAGGCUUUUCAGGCGAGCGCUUGGCAGAAGAUGAUAUGACUGCGAUGGACAAAAUUAUGGAUACCAAUGAAUACCAGAUAACUCCCUUUGCAGACAGCCCCACUUUCAGAGAAGGCGAUAUUGCUGUCUCAACUAAAAGCAGCUCAGUGAGGUGUUUUGCACAGAGCUGCUUGUGGCCAAAAUCUGUGGAUGGCCAUGUGUAUGUGGCCUACAACCUUUCAACGGAGUACUCUGAUAUAGACAGAAUGAUGAUAGAGGCUGGAAUGGAGGACCUUGCUAAUGGUACCUGUAUCAGGUUUGUCCCGCGCAACCAUGAGUCCAACUACCUGAACAUCCAGUCAAAAUCCGGCUGCUGGUCCUACCUGGGUGUUAAUGGAGGCCCUCAGGACCUAUCUCUUCAGUCUCCGGGCUGCAUGUGGUCUGGAAUCGCCUCUCACGAGCUGAUGCACGCUCUGGGCCUGGUCCAUGAACAGUCUCGCAUCGACAGAGAUAAAUACAUCACUAUUCUGUGGGAGAACGUUUUGAAAGAUCAUGAGUUUAAUUUUGACAAGUACAAGGCUAACAACCUCAACACCCCAUACGACUACGGCUCCCUCAUGCACUUUGGAAAGUACGCUUACUCUGAGGAUGGUUUGCCAACCAUCAUUCCAAAGAAGUACAUCAAUACAGCCAUUGGCCAGAGAGUUGGUGCCAGCCCCAUCGACAAAAUGAAAAUUAAUAAACUCUACAAAUGCCGUGAAUAAACACAUUUCUAACUAUUAUCUUUGUAAGUCUUAAAUCCAGCCAGGAGAAGUGCAACAUUUCACAGUAAUACUGUAUCAGCUUUGCCAAUGAAUAUGCUCUGUACCGUAUUGGUUUUACUACCAACAGUGUCAGCACAGUUAGAUGAUUCAAAUAUAACUGUGCUAACAAACGUAGACGGUGGAUUACAGCUUGAUUUGGUUUAACCUUUAAUUGUACUUAACUGAUAGCACCACCUGGUGACUGAACAUUGCUCUAUUUAUUUAUUUCGAGCUCAGGAAUCACUGGUUAAUUGAUUCCCUUUGCUGUUCAACCAAUACAAAACCUACAUUACAUUGAAUCAGCUGUUUUACGUCAAACAAAGAUAUAGAGAUGCUUACAUUUUCACUGUAUCAUAAUAAUAUUAGUAUGUGUGCUUUCAUAUUUAUUUUGCUUCUCUACAUAGACAUUUAAAUGAGAAUCAGCAGCAAGUCUGGUGGACAUUGUGCCCAUAACACCUAAAGGAAGAAUUCCCGGGUGAAGAAUAAUACCUUCCAAGUAGAAUUGCGCUACAUUCCA
Molecule: messenger RNA, 1592 nt
Organism: Acipenser ruthenus (sterlet)
Lineage: Eukaryota; Metazoa; Chordata; Actinopteri; Acipenseriformes; Acipenseridae
Product: hatching enzyme 1.2-like
Exons: 8
Coding region: 188-1036 (282 amino acids)
Biological process (GO): proteolysis
Molecular function (GO): zinc ion binding; metalloendopeptidase activity
Source: RefSeq, a predicted model, not a curated record